Mytilus trossulus (common blue mussel) is the source of this 4297-nucleotide messenger RNA. RefSeq lists its product as uncharacterized. NCBI's taxonomy places the organism in Eukaryota, Metazoa, Mollusca, Bivalvia, Mytilida, Mytilidae. Bases 338 to 4273 code for a protein of 1311 amino acids. The record is from RefSeq and is a predicted model, not a curated record. The transcript is spliced from 10 exons. Gene Ontology annotation, molecular function: protein binding.
UUUUUGUUUUUGUUUGUAUCAUGAAUGAAAACUCUUCCUUUCUUUUAUUUUGAGAGUUUACUUCAUGUGAAGACUUGAGAACAAAAGUGCCACAAAUUUUUAGAGGGAAGUGUACGAAAAAAGGGGGAGGGGUGUUGUAACACAGUCACAGGCACUUGUUUUGGCAAGCCAGUGACAGUGGCCGAUCCAGCAUUUUUCUUAGGUGCCAACUGACUGCUUAAGAGGGGCACGCUUCUGUCAUGUUUCAGUGAUUCCCUAUAUGAGAGUUGUUAUGUCCUUUACCGUCAGGCGUCAAACAGUCAAAUGCAUGACUUUCAAUCGCAUCACAUGCACGUGAAUGUUAAAAUACUAUCAUGACUAUGGUACAGAAAUAACAACAAACUGCAGGAUAAUCAAGGAAGCAGAUGAAGAUAGUAUGGAAGGAAAAAAGGAAUUAAGUGAGAAAUAUCUGAAAUAUCUAGCAUUAAAGAAACAGAUAGAGAAGAAGGAAAAGAAAUUACAGAAAUUCAAUAGGGUUUUGGAAGCAAAAGAUCAUGUAAAGAAAAAACUAAAAGAAUGCAACCAGCCAGAAGAAAAUGGGCGGUUAAUACAAAGUGAAGGCACAAGUCAUGACACUGGUAGACAGGAUACAAUUACAAAUAAUGUUUCGUCAAAAAAAUCUUCACCUAAAAAGUAUUCACUACCUAAACAAAUUCAAAUAUCAGAGACAAAGUCACCAAUUGAUACUAGGGAAACAGCUACUUCAAAAUUAUUGGAUAAUUCUGUCACUCCCAACAUAAAGAAAACUUCACUUGAAUCUCAAAUAAAAAAGGAUAAAAUUCACCCAAGUAUUCCUGCUUACAAACGUGAAUCUGAUUGUUCUGGAUUUGAAUCUUCUGUACUGCAAAUUAGAAAAGACUCCAGGAACAAUCAUGACAAUGACAUUGAUAUUACUACAUGCCAUGAACAAGAAGGGAAAGGGAAAGGGCAAGACACAGAUAUUAUUGGUCAGUCUGAGGAAUCGCCUAUUUUGAUUUGUGAUUCCCAACCAGCUUCAACACCAUUGUCAACAGACACUUCACAGAAUUCUGCACCAGGAAGUAAGAGGAGAUUAUCACUGAAAAGGAAGAAAAAUCUAAAUUCUAAAUCAGAGUUUGAUUUAAGCAAAAAAUCAAAACCUGAUGACGGAAGCUUAAAUCUUGGUCAAGGUGAUGAGAAACAAAUGUCUGUGGACAGUAUAAGCAAAAUUAAACAUAAAAAUAAAAACCAAGAGAAAGAGAAUGUGGUUAACCACACAGAAACAGCUGAUGCAUCAGAAAUCAGUGAAAAUGCAAGUCAGUCUUUGCUGGGUACUCAAGUCAAAAAUAGUUCAGAAUUCAAAUUAAAAGAUGGAUAUAACUUGUCAUCUCAGGAACUUUUUGAAUGUUCACAAACACAGGGUUCCAUGAAACAAAAAAGAAAGGGGAGAUCUACAAAAAUAAAUAAGGAACAAGUGGAUUUGGUCCCAGAGUUGAAAAUUACUCAAACAAAAGGAAAUGAUAUUCCAAUUAACAAUGAGGAUGAGAUUUCUCAGGAAACUAUAAUUGAAUGUACUCCAGAUGUAAGACUAGCCGUUGAUUUGGACAAAGCUUUUGUCUUGGAUACAACUGACACAGCUGUUAACGACAAAUUGUUAUAUACAUGUAGUACAAAGGCAGCCAUAUUGAUUGAUAAUGAUGAGUCAUCUGUAAAAACUAUAAGUAUGAGUAGUAGCAAUACCCAGUCAUCAUCUCAAGAUUCCUUGAUGGGUCAUACACAGGAAAACUCACAACCACGAAGACGUGGUAGACCAUCUAAAUCAAAAAGAAAUAGGCAGAAUAAAACAGCUUUGCCCACCAGGGUUAACUUUCCUGAAAAGAACAAAAAUGGUGAUGAAAAGUUGCAAACAGCUGAGAACCAGAGUGUCAUAGAGCUGAAGGAGAAUAUUGGAAAUUGUAAAGCGUUAAAUAAGCACUCAAGUCAAGACACUGUUAUUGAAUGCACACCUGAUAUUCCUUUGAACAAAGAACUGCAUCAUGGGAUUGCAAUGAAUGGUCAACAAGUAAUAGACCAUAAAGAACAAAAUUUAGUUGACUUGAAUCCAAAUUCUGAAACAAAUUAUGAAGACAUAGAGAUGAAAGAAAUUACAUUUAAUAAAUUAGAGCUUAUGAAUUCUCAAAUAAAAACUGACAAAAGACUUCUUGUCUUGUCACAAGAAUCAACUUCAUCAUCUUUAUCUAAUAAUUCAACUGACACCUGUAAUCGGAGAAAGACAAGAGGUCGUCCUUUAAAAAAGAAAUCUAUCAGGAAAACAGCUGAGAGGGAAAACAGUAGUGCUAUUUUACCUUCCAAAGAAGUGGAUCCAACACUCCACCUCAUGAAAAAUAAAUUCUCACAGGACAUUGUUGAUAUAUCUGGGAGCCAAGAACUUUUUGACCAUGACGAACAUUCUGAAGAUCAUUGCCUUUCUGAAAAUAAGUCAUCAAGGGGAGAUAAAUGUGACAAAAACUUUGACAGUCAAAUUACUGGUCUAGACAAUAUAUGCACUGAACCUUCUAAAAGCAACCCCUUAGUUUAUGAAAGUCAGGAAUUAUCUACCUUGAAACUAUUACAAGAAAGUUUUAUUGAAAAGAAGGAAUAUUCUACAAGGAGGAGGUCAUCCAUGGGAAGUCCUUUUAUGAUUUCUUCUCUCUUUCAGUAUAUCAUUGAUGAAUCAAAAAGAAAUAUUAAGGAAUUUAAGGAGUUUGAUUUGCCUGUCUCAAAGUUUGGGAAACUAUUAAAAAGAAAUCAAGAAAAUAUUGACCAUCAUGAUAGUGAAGAAGCAAAAGCUUUAAUAAACAUCUGUGAUGAAACAGUAGAUAAUAGUGAAGUUGAAGAUGUAAAUAAAGUUGUGGAUCACAAACAAAAAGAUGCAAAUAACAUUAAGGACAUGAAAAAUGAUAUCAGCAUGUGUAAAGAGGCAUCUAAAUUGAUUAAAAAAGCCACAAACAAGGAUAAAAAUCCAGAUUCCUCAGAAAUUGUUGAUAAAAAAAUUAUACCACAAAAGAAGGAAUUGAAUUUGAAUCAGUUUUCAUGUGAUUCUCAAGAAUUUGAUUCACAAACCCCAUUAAAACAUUUUGAACUGCCAAAAAUCUGUCAAGGUACAAAUGAAGAUUCACAAGAUGAACUAUUUAUACCCAAAUUUACAUCAUCCCAGUCUUUAUUUACACCAAAUCCUAAAGAAGUAGACAGAAUGAAUUCAUUGGAAUGCAACCAGGAAGUAAUAUAUGAAAAUAGUCAAACUGAUUCUAUGGAUUCACAGCUAGAUAGUAUUUGUAUGUUAGAAACUGAUCAGCAAAAUUCCUUACAGCUACCAGAAGAUGAAUCAUUGAUAUCAUUAUGUACCUGUAGUAUGAAGUUUAGAAAAAAGGAAGUACCUGUGAUUGGUUGUUUGAAAAAGAAAUCUUUAUCACUAUGGAGAUACAAAAUGGGGUUUUCUCCUCUACAUACAUGGCAAUUUACAGAGAAUCAGACAGCAGAGAAAGUAUGUUCCUUUUCUAUGGAAGGGAGAUCACUCUUCAUCAUCACUGUCAGAAGGGGAGAUAACUCUGUAGAUGUGUUCAUAGCUCACUACAGUAGCAAAAGAGAUAAUUGUUUAUUUAGAGUCACAAACGUAAAAGCAGACAUCGUUGAAGCCUGCCAUGUAAGUAGCAGAGUAAUUAUGGUUGGUUACAGUAAAGAUAAGAUGAUUCAUGUGACAAAAUAUGUUCUACACAAUAACCUGAAGAGUCUGGCCAACAGUGAAAACCUAGAGAGGACCGAAGGAUGUCUGCAGUCAUUGUACUCAAUAGACAAUCUACCUGCUGCUGUCUCAGGGUGCUCCAGUAAUGGAGAGUUUUGUCUCUGGAAUCAUGAAAACAAGAGACUGUUAUUAAAGAUAAAAUUAGACUGUUUAAACAAUGUUCCAAAAUUAGUAGGUGUGGCUUGGGAAGAGGGAUUUUUCUUCCUACAGUUUUUUAACUUGAAUGACCAAGGUGGACAACAAGUGAUAAUAAACCCACUGACAAUGAAAUCAUGUGUUGGAAGCCAUUUUGAAUCAAGAAGCUGGUCAGGGUAUAGAAGUCACCACACAUCAACCAAUGUUAUAAUCACACUGGACAGAAACCAGAUCUUGAAUGUUUGGGACAGAUAUUCCAUGGACCUCUUACAUGAAUCAAAACAAACUCAUGCCACAUGUGUGGCACAUAUUGAUGGAUGUGUGGCUACUGGUAGUGAUCAUUGUGUUCAUAUACAUUGAUAUGAGAUAUAUAUAAAAAAUUAU